AUGGAAGUGGUUUUGUUUGUUGCCAAUCGCCUCGAUGAGGUACAAGAGCAGCAAUUGGAUGCUCUCAUGCGCUCGGCUCUCAUGCGUUCGUAUCUACGUCCGGCCCUAGAACCUGGAGUGAUAUACGGCUUCCGGUCGGCGAGUCCCUCUACUGACGCAAAAGACGCGAUCACUCGAUCGUUGGGCGUCUACGUAGUUGGGCACCCGGCCACUACAGAAGCUGAGCUAGAUCAGCGAAAAUCUCUCCAAGCUCGCUUUUUGGCACGACAAGAUAUCCCAAUGGAUCGAUACCGCGAUCGGCUUCGAGCUCAAAAGGGAGGCGCUUCUGUACCCGCAAUGCGGGCUAUUCCUGUGGCUCUUGCCCCUGGCAAAACCACUGCACAUGAUGAGGAGUUCUUUGAGUGA
This is a messenger RNA of Plasmopara halstedii, 405 nucleotides long. RefSeq lists its product as uncharacterized. Lineage: Eukaryota; Oomycota; Peronosporomycetes; Peronosporales; Peronosporaceae. The transcript has a single exon. The coding region runs from base 1 to 405 and encodes 134 amino acids. The record is from RefSeq and is a predicted model, not a curated record.